Fusarium graminearum PH-1 is the source of this 594-nucleotide messenger RNA. RefSeq lists its product as uncharacterized. Bases 1 to 594 code for a protein of 197 amino acids. The record is from RefSeq and is a predicted model, not a curated record. Lineage: Eukaryota; Fungi; Ascomycota; Sordariomycetes; Hypocreales; Nectriaceae. The transcript has 2 exons.
AUGGGGGGUCAUACGAGUGGAUGGACACCCAUAAACAUGUUGUUGGAGGCGACUGCGGCAGAUAGAGCCAAUGUUCUCUCUCCAACGUCGACUUCUGAUCGACAGCAUGGUCUGGCUUCAAGCCAUGACCACGUUUCUUCUUUUCAUUCUUGUCCCCGGCCUUGUCCUCGUCCAAGGCCUCCCCCUAUUCGCCCUUCUCCCCCUCCUCCUCCACCUUCACCAUCGCCAUCACCACCACCAUCACCGCUGCCAUCACCUUCUCGGGUCCUGGUCUCUUCCUCCCUUUCGAGUUCCCGAAACUCGUCCUGCGCUGCUGGGUCUAAUCCCCCCAGCCCCAGCGCCAAGAAGAGGGCGGCACGUUACUGUUACGCGUGCGAAAAAGCCUUCAAUUACAAGAACUUUGCGGACCAUCAAAAGGUCCACAUGAUUGAAGGUGACUCGGGUGCUCGGGUCAAGCCCUGCAAGCAAUGUGCGGCUAAAUUCCCUGAUGGGUGCCGCGUUGCCAAGAAGCCCGACGAGGCGGGCACUUAUGCUUGCUCUCUUUGUCUCAAGAGCCACAAGAGCUACUUUCAAGAGUAUUCCUUAUUUCAAUAA